Molecule: messenger RNA, 2394 nt
Organism: Tympanuchus pallidicinctus (lesser prairie-chicken)
Lineage: Eukaryota; Metazoa; Chordata; Aves; Galliformes; Phasianidae
Gene: PIGK
Product: phosphatidylinositol glycan anchor biosynthesis class K
Exons: 11
Coding region: 16-1251 (411 amino acids)
Biological process (GO): proteolysis; attachment of GPI anchor to protein; protein localization to cell surface
Cellular component (GO): GPI-anchor transamidase complex
Molecular function (GO): GPI-anchor transamidase activity
Source: RefSeq, a predicted model, not a curated record
GCGGCACCGCGGAGCAUGCGCAGAGGCCGCUUCACCCCUUCCGGCAGCGCAGCGGAGCGGGGCAACAUGGCCGCCGCCGCGCCCGACGCCCGCUGGGCCAGAGCCGCCGCCGUAGCGGCGUUGCUCCUGGGGUGCUGCGGCGCGGUGCUCGCCAGCGGCAUCCAGGAUCAAGCAGAACAGUUCUUCAAAAGCGGCCAUACAAAUAACUGGGCAGUUUUGGUAUGUACGUCUCGAUUCUGGUUUAAUUACCGUCACGUGGCAAACACUCUUUCAGUAUACAGAAGUGUCAAGAGAUUGGGCAUUCCUGACAGUCACAUUGUCCUGAUGCUGGCAGAUGAUAUGGCAUGUAAUCCCAGGAAUCCUAAACCAGCUACUGUGUUUAGUCAUAAAAACAUGGAGCUAAAUGUCUAUGGAGAUGAUGUAGAAGUGGAUUACAGAAGCUAUGAGGUUACUGUGGAAAAUUUCUUGCGUGUGUUAACAGGAAGAAUCCCACCAAGCACUCCCCGAUCUAAACGUCUUCUUUCUGAUGACAGAAGCAAUAUUCUAAUAUAUAUGACAGGCCAUGGUGGGAAUGGUUUCCUAAAAUUUCAAGAUUCUGAAGAAAUCACAAAUGUAGAACUUGCUGAUGCCUUUGAACAAAUGUGGCAGAAAAGAAGGUACAAUGAAUUGUUGUUUAUCAUUGAUACUUGUCAAGGAGCAUCCAUGUAUGAACGAUUUUAUUCACCUAAUAUAAUUGCCUUGGCUAGCAGCCAAGUAGGAGAAGAUUCGUUAUCACAUCAACCUGAUCUUGGGAUUGGUGUUCAUCUUAUGGACAGAUACACUUUUUACAUGCUGGAAUUCUUGGAAGAAGUUCAUCCAGCCAGUCAGACAAAUAUGAAUGACCUUUUUCAGGUCUGUCCAAAAAGUUUGUGUGUUUCAACUCCUGGGCAUCGAACUGAUCUCUUCCAGCGAGACCCUCAAAAUGUUCUGAUAACAGACUUCUUUGGCAGCGUAAGAAAAGUGGAAAUUACUACAGAGACAAUUGCUUUGGACCGUAAUUUAGCUGGCUUUGAAAGCGAGCUGCCAAAGGAUGUGUUGGCAACAGAACCACUUAAAUAUGCUGAUCAGCUUCCUGUGGCUCAGAUAAUACACCAGAAACCAAAACCAAAGGACUGGCAUCCUCCUGGAGGAUUUAUUCUAGGACUGUGGGCACUGAUUAUCAUGGUUUUCUUCAAGACAUAUGGAAUCAAACACAUGAAGCACAUCUUCUGAAUUUGAGCAAGCAAGACGAUUGCGUUGACUGCUACUUUGGAUUCACUGGUGUCACCUGAGUUCUCCUUAUGUAUAUUAUGGUUAUAGUGAAAAACAGAGUUGGCAUCUCACUUCUAAGUGUUCUUUCCUUCUCUGUUAAAUACAACCCUUAGGUCAGUCCUUACACCUUAGACAAGUUUGGAUUUAGGAUUCUGAGUUGGUACAAGUGAAACAAAAAUAUGAUUACCUCACUGAAUCUACUUAUAAGAUAUGCCAAAAAGAGUGAAACUAUGGGAACGCCGUGUCCACCAAGAGCAUGUCAUAGAUGUCAUCUUUUUACUCCACGUGAUCUGGAUUUGGACAUUUUGGGGUUUUCAGUGCACUGGAUUUUUGCAUAAAGCAAGACUGUGACUCUAGGAUCAGGAUGGAAAAUGUUAUAAGUAGUAUUAUUGUAUCCAGUAAUUUCUGAGCACUUGGAAGAUGAGAUUUAUAAUUUAGGUUUUGUAAAUUCUGUUCAGGCAUAUUGAUUUGUUCUUCUUGGACAUGUAAUGAUGAAUGCAUGCUAACUGUGUUUUGGCUGGGUAAUACACAGAUACUAAUAAAGAGAAGAGCAAAUUUCUGCAUGUAUAAAAACAGUAGGUGCCAACUAGGUGAUACUCUUGCAGAAUGCUUUUGGAAUCUCUUCUCUCCCCUAAUCAUAAUAAAGCUGAUGCAUACGUGGUUUAAAGUUACUAGGUGUUAUCUGUAAACACUUUAUGUUGAGGCCAGUAGUGUUAUCUUAGAAUCAGGUGUUGAGCAUUUUCCUAUUGCACAGAACAAAUCUGAGUGCUUACACAUUUUUAUUGUUUUUCGCUUUCCUUCUCUUUCAGUCUGGCUGUGGCAUCAUAAUCUCAUGUAAGAGGUAGCAGACUUGUCAGAGACCUCUGUGUAUGCAGUGACUGGAGAGGAUACAGGGAGGGCAGCUACUGAGACUCUCAGCUGUUUCUUGGGUUGGAUGUUAGACAACAAUAAGCAACAGAAGUGUAGCUCAUCUCGUGAAUGUAAAAAUCCUUUUUCUCCCUGUAUCUUCUAGGCUUGGAUAGGAUAAAAGUACCAAAUGAGCCAUUUUCAGGAGGUAAAUGCUUGCUGCACCUUGACCUCACAAUAAAGUUGUGGUAUCUAGAA